AUGUCAGCGAGAGGUGAAACACUCAAAUUAUUAUCAGAACGAGAGACAGAUAAAUGGAGGAUUGAUAGUUCUUUAGUGACCGUCUUUUAUGACGAGAAACUUGGUUCUGGAGCAUUUUCUGUCGUUUACAAAGGAAAAAUUCGGGGUGAAGCUCCGCUGUGUAAGAACAAUCCGAAAACGUUAGCAUUGCAACAAUUUCGAGAUUGCGUUUGUGGGGUUAAAAUGUUGCCGUAUUUUUCUGAUACAGUAGCCUACUCUGACUUUACACAGGAGAUAAACUUUAUGAAAUCUUUGAACUAUCAUCCACACCUGGUAAGCAUGCUUGGUUGGGUAUAUGAUGAGCGAUCACCUAUGCUUCUUGUAGAAUACUGUGGCAACGGAGACCUUUUACAUUUUGUGAGGCUAAAAAAGGAAGAAAUUAUCUACGGUUAUGACAACGCAAAUUGUUUGAAGAUUAAAAACCUUGUUUCAUUUGGUUGGCAAAUCAGCAAUGGCUUGGAAUAUUUGUGCAGCUUAGGAUUUAUUCACCGUGAUGUCGCAGCACGUAACAUUUUAGUGGACAGCAACAAUAUUGCUAAGAUUGGUGAUUUUGGCCUUUGUCGAAAUUCGGAUGGUCACUCUUAUUACGGCCAUCGUAAUCGGCUACCUUGGAAAUGGAUGGCUCCAGAAUCUUUAGAAGCAGUGAAGUUUUCGGAAAAGUCUGAUGUAUGGUCGUUUGCGGUAGUUCUUUACGAGAUUUUUUCUUUUGGUGCCACUCCUUACAACUUGGUCGAAGCACCUCGUUUGUUGGCGUAUCUUAAAUCUGGUCAAAGGCUUUCUCAACCGACUCACUGCCCAACAGCAAUUUACUUAAUAAUGGAAAGAUGCUGGGAUCUGAAUCCACAAGACCGACCAUCAUUUGGAGAGCUGUCCCGAGAACUUGCUGCGAUUUUAGAAAAUGCUACGGACAACUAUGGUUAUGUUAUAGCAACUUCAAAUUAUCAACAAUCAGACACAGCAGACGAGUGA
Molecule: messenger RNA, 1008 nt
Organism: Enterobius vermicularis (human pinworm)
Lineage: Eukaryota; Metazoa; Nematoda; Chromadorea; Rhabditida; Oxyuridae
Source: the annotation of a GenBank genome assembly